CAUCCCUGUUUAUCAAUGAGCCUCCAUAAAAAUAACCUCCCUAUUCUCACCUUCCUCGUCCUGGCUUCCUCGUUUGCCUCCACAUAUGCAGCCAGGUUCAAUAUCAUAAACAGAUGUCCUUUUGUGGUCUGGGCAGCAGCUGUGCCCGGCGGCGGAAGGCGGCUUAACCCAGGAGAAUCAUGGCCUCUAGAUGUCAGCCCGGGGACGACAGCAGCUCGCAUUUGGGCUCGAACCAAUUGCAGAUUCGACGGGACAGGCCGUGGCCGAUGUGAGACGGGGGACUGUGGGGGUGUACUCCAAUGCACAGGUUAUGGUCAGCCACCAAACACAUUGGCCGAAUACGCACUGAACCAGUAUAACAACUUGGAUUUCUUCGAUAUCUCCCUCGUUGACGGCUUCAAUGUUCGUAUGGAGUUCAGUCCGACGUCGCCUCAGUGCAGCCGCGGAAUCAGAUGCGUGGCGCAUAUCAACGAGCAGUGCCCCAACCAGUUGAGAGCCUCCGGAGGGUGCAACAACCCUUGCACCGUGUUCAAAACCGAUCAGUAUUGUUGUAAUUCCGGAAGCUGUGGUCCCACCGAUUACUCGAGGUUUUUCAAAGAUAGGUGUCCGAGUGCGUAUAGUUAUCCCAAGGAUGAUCAAACCAGUACAUUUACAUGCCCUGGUGGUACAAACUAUAAGGUUGUCUUCUGCGCUAAUUGAAAUGGUUAAUGUUUGUUUGUGUUAUAAGUUAGUUAAUAUUUGCAUGGAAUAAGAGCUUUUAAUAGGGCUGUGUUUGGAUAUGCGCCUAAGCUAUUUUUAUAUAUAUAUAUAUAUAUAUAUGCGGAAAUUCUAUGGUGAGGACGGUCCGCAUGAGGAUCGCAGUAUUAGUGACGGUUUUUCAUAGUAUUAACGACGGUUUUUUCUAAAAUUGUCACCAAUACUAUGAAAAACCGUCACCAAUACUGUGGUCCGCAUGAGAAUAGUCCGCACCAUAGACGGACUGUAUAUAUAUAUAUAUAUAUGAAUUUUAAGUUAGUGGGUCGUUUUAUAUUAUGUGUACAACGUACUCUGUAUGAUCUCCAUCAAUCAUCA
This is a messenger RNA of Ziziphus jujuba (common jujube), 1071 nucleotides long. Its product is annotated as thaumatin-like protein. Gene Ontology annotation, cellular component: extracellular region. The transcript has a single exon. The record is from RefSeq and is a predicted model, not a curated record. Gene Ontology annotation, biological process: defense response. Bases 16 to 699 code for a protein of 227 amino acids. NCBI's taxonomy places the organism in Eukaryota, Viridiplantae, Streptophyta, Magnoliopsida, Rosales, Rhamnaceae.